Molecule: messenger RNA, 4289 nt
Organism: Dendroctonus ponderosae (mountain pine beetle)
Lineage: Eukaryota; Metazoa; Arthropoda; Insecta; Coleoptera; Curculionidae
Product: E3 ubiquitin-protein ligase SMURF1-like
Exons: 13
Coding region: 105-2981 (958 amino acids)
Biological process (GO): ubiquitin-dependent protein catabolic process; negative regulation of BMP signaling pathway
Molecular function (GO): ubiquitin protein ligase activity; protein binding
Source: RefSeq, a predicted model, not a curated record
CAGUGAAAUGUCACAUGCCAAAACUAAUCGGCUAGUAGAAAAUGGCGAAUUGUAAAUGAUGUGUGUGUGGUGUUGUGUUGAUAGUUAUUUUCUUUUAUUUUGCGAUGUCCGGUACACCGUCAACACGUCGAAAUGGGGCACAGAAGAUCCGUUUAACCAUUCUUUGCGCCAGGAACCUAGUGCGGAAAGAUCUGUUUCGGCUUCCCGAUCCAUUUGCUAAGAUAUCGGUGGACGGAAGUGGGCAGUGCCACUCAACCGAAACGGUGAAAAACACCUUGGAUCCGAAAUGGAAUUCACACUACGACCUGUACAUUGGCAAGAACGACACCAUCACUAUUUCAGUGUGGAAUCAUCGCAAAGUGCACAAGAGACAGGGUAGCGGAUUUUUGGGGUGUGUGAGGAUCGUUAACUCGUUGAUUCAGAGGCUGAAGGAUACAGGAUACCAAUGCUUGGACCUGUGCAAAUCAUCCCAAGACGACAGCGAGCUGGUGAAGGGCCAGAUAAUAAUCUCCUUACUGUCACGUGAUGGCCCUUGUGGGGGCACGCCGUUGGCCAUUGUAAGUCCUCUGGGCGAUAUCAGAGGCCCUUUGAACGCGCCCCCAGCGGAAAAUGGCAACUGCGACGUGCAGAACGGCCCUGUAGAAGAUUUGCCUCCAGGCUGGGAGGAGCGACGGGCCUCCAAUGGACGGCCUUACUUUGUAAAUCACGUCACCAAGUCGACCCAGUGGAUCCGACCGCAGCUGAACGGAAAAGUGGUGGCUGUAAAUAGGUUCCGAUCGGGCCAUAAUCAUGAAGCUAAUGGGAAUGUGAAUAAUAACGAGAUUAUAUUUUACAGGAUUGAUGCGGAACCAGUGAAUAAUAAUAACCAGAUUGAGAUGUCCCAACCUCUAACGCCUGGGUCCAGCGCUUCUUUGGGGUCCCCAAUGGUUAGUCCCCAGCAUAACGAAUCCAGGCAGGCUGCAGUGAAUGUUGCAGUCACUGCAUCUCCUUCCGAAUCAAGAGCACUGCUUUUAACCGCUUUGCCGGGCACUGCAAGUGAACCUAGUCAUGUUAGUGGCAGCCCGGUUGCAUCUGCUAGUUCCACUACAGGUCCCAGUGCAAGCGUGAGCAGCAGUGUUGGGCCGCAGACAAACGGGCAAAGUCCUCAAAGGAUGCCCACGAACAGAGAGAGGAGGGUUCGGGCUAUAGAGGAAAAGCGCGAUGGAAGCAGCAGACGUAGAGGAGGUCGCAAUCGCAAUUCAGUAUUAGCGGCUCAAGCGGCUGCUCAAGUUGCAGCUGCUGUGGGUCAGUCAGCGGCCAAUGGGAACGUUAGUGGAUCGAAGCUCGACUUACCGGCGGGAUUUGAACUGCGCACUACGCAGCAAGGCCAGGUUUACUUCUAUCAUAUCCCAACGGGAGUUUCUACGUGGCAUGAUCCGAGAAUACCCAAAGACUUGACGCCCUUAAGCCUAGCUUUGGACCACUUGGGGCCUUUACCCUCAGGCUGGGAAAUGCGGCAAACCACUUCAGGCAGAAUUUACUUUGUCGAUCACAAUAGCCGCACGACGCAAUUUACGGAUCCCCGCCUAAACUCGCAAAUUCUGAAUAACAUUCUUAAGAGAGUGACACCACAAGCUGUUCAGCACAACGGCCAGCCGCCAGUCAGCACUGCCACAGUCCCGUUAAGCGUUAGCACGGCCACAACUACAACAGCGCCAGCUUCUGCUAGUGUUGUUAACAAUGUAGUGGCUGCGGCGCCCCAGAAUGCCGCCCCGGUCUCUCCCAGGCCCCGCGUUUAUGAGGAUUUGCCUCAGGGCCUGCUGAGUGAAAGUGAGCAUUUACCGAAGUACCGAAGAGAUUUGGUCGCGAAGCUCAAGGUGCUGAGAGCUGAGUUGACGGCACUGCAGCCACAAAGCGGCCAUUGUCGACUAGAGGUGUCCAGGACUGAAGUAUUUGAAGAGAGUUACAGACUUAUAAUGAAAAUGCGACCAAAAGACAUGCGUAAGCGACUAAUGGUUAAGUUCCGUGGCGAGGAAGGCUUGGACUAUGGGGGAAUCGCCCGCGAGUGGCUCCACUUGCUUUCCAGGGAAAUGUUGAAUCCCCAAUACGGGUUGUUUCAAUACAGCCGGGACGAUCACUACACGUUGCAAAUCAAUCCCGAUUCCUCCGUCAAUCCCGAGCAUUUGUCCUACUUUCAUUUCGUCGGGCGGAUAUUGGGGAUAGCAGUGUUCCAUAACCACCAACUGGAGGGCGGUUUUACGCUCCCCUUCUACAAACAGCUGCUGAACAAGCCAAUUACACUGCAGGAUAUUGAGGGGGUCGACCCCGAGUUGCACAGAAGUCUCACUUGGAUGCUCGAAAACAACAUCGAUGAUGUUCUGGAUACCUCUUUCUCCGUGGAGAAUAACAGCUUUGGGGUGGUGAAAGUGCACGAACUGAAAACUGGAGGCUCCAGCAUAACAGUCACCGAAGACAACAAAAGAGAGUAUGUGAAGCUCUAUGUGAAUUACAGAUUCAUGAGGGGCAUAGAGCAGCAGUUCCUGGCGCUCCAAAAAGGGUUCAUCGAGCUCAUUCCACCCGCCUCGUUGAGGCCUUUUGAUGAAAGAGAGUUGGAAUUGGUGAUUAGUGGAAUUGGGUCAAUCGACAUAGCUGAUUGGCGCUCUCAUACUAGAAUGAAGCAUUGCACUGCUGAAACGCCAGUUGUGCAAUGGUUUUGGCAAGUGGUCGAGUCCUAUUCAGAAGAGAUGCGUGCUCGGUUGUUGCAGUUUGUCACUGGCAGCUCGCGAGUGCCGCUCCAAGGGUUUAAGGCCUUGCAAGGCAGUACCGGUGCAGCAGGCCCACGUCUUUUCACGAUUCACUGUAUUGAAGCUCCACCGCAGAACCUUCCGAAGGCCCACACCUGCUUUAACCGAAUAGACAUCCCGCCCUAUGAGACGUACCAGGCGUUGUACGAAAAACUGACUCAAGCAGUUGAGGAAACUUGCGGCUUCGCCGUUGAAUGAUAGAAGCAUUAAGGUAAGUAAGCAUUUUUCACAAAAACAUUCCUCGAUCCGGUGGCAAGCGAAUCAAGCGUUUUUGAGUUGAGUAUUUCCCACCCCUGCGAACGUUAUCUCAAAACUGUGCCUCUAGGUGAUGUAUGCUCAAUCUGUUGAGCAGACACCUACCUUUCAUCGCUUCAAUGGGCCAACAGUAGUACGCUUUGAAGACUGCUAAGUGCCUUUAAGUCCACUAUUGUAAUCACCAAGUGCCUACUUGUUACUCAAUUAUAACACUGCAACGCUCAGCUUCAAUUGAAGACGCUUUAGAAAGCAGACGUUUAGGGUCCCGAAUUGUUCGUUGGUUGGUGAGAAAUUCAAUAAUAUUUGGACUUUGUUUCAACAAUCAAUCGAACACGAUUCGGACAUUUUCGCACCAGCAUUGUGUUACUGAAGUAAAACUCAAGUUUAGUUUAGUCAGUUCAGCAGUUCACACUUUGUGUUAGAUUAGAGGUUUAUUUUUGUAGACUUCACUCACUGUGCACAUAAUUCCAAGGUACGUUUAAGUAAUGUUUAAUACUCAGUAUAGUUUAUUCUAAGGUCCUGUUUAAGAUUAAGUACAAAAAAGAUUGAUUGAAGCACAAUUGCAACCGAUGCAUAUCAGAUGAAUGCUAGAAGCACUCACUAUUUUAGGGUUGUACGCGAAAUGGUCCGGUUAUUUAUGAUUCAUGUGUUUUUAACUGGAAUACAAUGGAUAUUUCAAUCAAGAAAAGUAUCGGUUUGUAUUUCAAAUCGAUGUUAAAAUAGUGUCAUCGUUUUAUCUUUCAUUGAGCCUGAGACAGAAAUUUAUUAAAAUUGGUGUAACUUUACUAGAUCUAUUGAAAAGCGGAAUUGUGAUUUAUUUAUAACUGUGUAUAUAAUAGAUGAUGGGGAUUUUCCGCCCUGUAUUGUUAUUGAUUAGUUUAAAUGUUUAUCAGUUGAAUUGUAUAUGAAUAUGAAUAUAUUGCACAGGUGGCGUUGAUAGGCGGAUAAUUUUUGUUAUAAAUAAUAUUUAUGUUCAAUAUUGAUGUUACGCGUAAAAUAGCCUGUAAAUAUUUCCCUUUUUUAAUCGCAUUUUUUGUGAACCCAUUAUCUUACUAUUAUUAUUAUUAUUAUUUAGCCUUAAAUUAAACUAAUAUAUCGCAUUUGUACAUUUGUGUACAGUAUUUUAACGGAAUGUCACGAGAAUUUGUUUUCUAUCACGUUUUUAUUUUUCAUAUUUUCUAUUGAUCUGAUUGGUUUGUUUACGAAAAGCCAGAGAUUGAUUUAUGAAUGAAUAAAUACAUAUUGCUUUAA